GCGCUGCAGCUGUGAUAGGCAGAGAGAGCAAUGGGGAGAAAUGAAUAAGAACCAGAGCUGAAACCGUGCGCAGCCUAACCCUGUCUGUGAUCAAGUGAAAGAAACAGGAGAAGGGGGGGAGAGAAUUAAUCAGCUCUGCCUUUUGCACCAGGCUCAGAAGAGAAGUGCCUGUAGAUACUUAUAUAUAUAUAUUUAAGAAACCGACAACCACCUUACACUGAAUAGACCCUUUCUUAAAGAGAAAGUCCUGGCAAAGCUUAAGCAAUUUCCUGAGUCUAAGAAUAGACAUGGGCUGUCUGGAAGGCACUGCAGGCUGAAAUUUGGAGACCUAGGUUGCUUUAUUUUUUAAUUAUUUUUUUAAAUAAAACUCUGCCAUUUGGAAACUGGAUUUUAAUUUUGCACUUUUAAACUGUAGGGGUUGGUGGGGGUUUAUUUUUUCUUCCACCCCCCACCCCCAAUCUCUCUCUCUCUUUUUAACUUAAACAAACUCUCUGUCCUCCUCCAGUAGAAAAACAUUUUACCUGCAUGUGACAAUCCCAAAGGGAGCUGAGCAGCGAGAGAGGGGAAGCAACUAUCUUCUGCACCAUUUUACUCCUACCCCCCACGGUUUUUUUUUCUGGUGGGAGGGGGGGGAGAAGGAUCUUUCCCGGCCAAGGUUUUCUCUCCCCAGGUUUUGGAAGGGGCUUGAAGACUGUUCCCCCUAUUGGUGGGGGAAGGAAGAGGGCGUGUUGCCCUUCAUACUCUCUUGCUUUGGUUUUGUGAAGGGCUGAAACAGUUUUGGGGGUGUGGGGUCUUCCUGCCCCGCCUGGAUCAAGAGGAUGGUUUGGAAAUGGCUGGGCGCUUUGCUGCUUUUCCCCGUGCAGAUGGUCUAUUUGGUGGUCAAAGCUGCCGUGUGCAUUUUGCUGCCGGCCAGGCUCCGGGACUUGUCCGGGGAGAACGUGCUGAUCACCGGCGGGGGCAGAGGCAUCGGUCGCCACCUGGCCAGGGAGUUUGCUAAGCGAGGAGCCAGAAAGAUCAUCCUGUGGGGUCGAACCGAGAAGUGCCUUAAGGAAACCACAGAGGAGAUUAGAAUGAUGGGAACAGAGUGCCAUUACUUCAUUUGCGAUGUGGGAAAUCGAGAGGAAGUCUAUCAGCAAGCCAAAGCUGUCCGGGAAAAGGUGGGUGAUAUCACCAUCCUAGUGAACAAUGCUGCUGUCGUUCAUGGCAAGAGCUUGAUGGACAGCGAUGACGAUGCUCUACUCAAAUCACAACACAUAAAUACCCUGGGACAGUUCUGGACCACCAAGGCCUUCCUGCCACGCAUGCUGGAGCUGCAGAAUGGGCACAUUGUUUGCUUGAACUCUGUCUUGGCCUUGUCAGCCAUCCCUGGUGCCAUUGACUACUGCACCUCCAAAGCCUCUUCCUUUGCCUUUAUGGAGAGCCUGACCUUGGGCUUGCUGGACUGUCCUGGAGUGAACGCUACGACAGUCCUGCCGUUCCACACCAGCACAGAGAUGUUUCAGGGCAUGAGAAUAAGGUUCCCCAAUCUUUUCCCCCCACUGAAGCCAGAGACAGUGGCCAGGAGAACAGUAGAAGCUGUUCAGCUGAACCAAGCCUUCCUCCUCCUUCCGUGGACAAUGCAUGUACUUGUCAUCUUGAAAAGCAUUCUCCCUCGGUCAGCACUUGAAGAAAUCCACAAGUUUUCUGGAAGCUACACCUGUAUGAACACGUUUAAAGGGCGAACAUAGACCUGGCCAUACUUAGACUCAUUCUAAAGUGAAGCCAACACAAGCAGCAAAAUCCUGACAAGAUUGUGAAUCAACGGUCUUGGCUUUUAGCCUGCCUUGCUCGCGUGACUUGUGCUGCUCUCAGGCAACCAAUUUCUUGCAGGUCAUAUCCAUAGCAACAUGACCUUUGCACAGGACCGCAUGGCUAGACUGGACUUUUGGGAGGAACAACAAAAAUGUUGAGAUGUUUGUACAAUGUUUAAUUCUUUAGAGUCUGAUUGUUAAAUCUGCUCAUAGUUUUAAGAUUUAAUUGUACCCUUAGGCUGCUCCAACCAGGGCGCAGCACAUCCCUCCCCACUCUGCUAACAGGAAGAGCAACUAGUGUUGAUUUCAGAUCAGCUUAUUGAAUGAGAAUUUUAAAAAUGGCUUUGCAGGGUUACUAGUUAAGGGUGUUUAUUGGGAUCCCACUUUUUCCCCCCUCACUGCAUUGGGUGGCUGUACUUUACAACCAUUGAAGCCGAUUGUUCCUCUAAUUCCUUCGGCAUCUUUGGAAAGGAGUAAACAGCUGGUCCGUUGAGGGACCACUCAAGAAGCCUGCGUGUGGAAGGACAACGCUAGCCAUAGCAAGUCUUUAUUGCUGAACUGGGAGGCUCAGACUGAAUAGUGGAAGGUCCCACUUGCCACUGAAAUCAUGUACAGAAAGUAAUGGUCUUUCUGACUAUUUUUGUUCAUUUAGGGUGAAAUAUAAUUUCCUUUUAGCAAUAAUCCCUAGAUUUCCACUCAUUUAGCCAGUGUUGGCUUGGAAACAAACUAACCUUAGGGCCUUCCUCGGCACACCCUUAUUCACCCAAGCAGUCCUUUUGCCGAGAAAUCCCAUUGGUCAACCCCCACGGAGAAGUAAAUGGAAUAUGUUCCAAAAAGCAGAAGGGAUGUAACGCAUGGACAUGAAACGUGAAGGUGGGAAGGGCCUGAUCUAACACCCAUUGAAAUCAAUGGGGAUCUUUCCAAUGUCUUAUGUGACAGCUGGCUCAAGCCCUAAAUGAGCUGAAAAAGGGAGGAAGCCGUGAGGUAGAAUUCCCAACUAAACGUUCAUUUUUUAUUAUUCUUGGGGGUUUUUUUUUUGUACAAUACAGUUUCUUUAACAACCAGUGUAGUGCAGCAACAUAUCCCCAUGACCGAUCCAAUGUGCAGCUCUGGGCGAAUUACCACGUAUUAAACAUAAGAGAACACAACCGAGGGAGGAAUUAAUCUUAACUGCAGCAAAGAUUGGCCGCAGGUGUGAUAUGCGAGCGCCUCAAGACAAGUGCUUUAAGGACAGUCUUGUGGCUAAAGCACAGGAGUGUGAGUUAGGAUUCCUGCCUUCCGUUUGCAACUCUGCCUCAGAUUUUGUGUGGGACCCCGGGGCAAGCCACUUCACUCUCUGUGCUUCAGCUUCUCGAUCCGCAAAGCAGGGAUACCAAUAUUUCCUGAUCUCACUGUUGUGAGGCUCUGUUCCUUAAUGUUUGUCAAGUGCUUUGCAGUCCUCAAAAUGGUGGGAGCAAAGUGGUGUUUGCUUACAGACUGAGAGGUUACUUGCAAAAAUGUAGAGACAAGAGGAAGAAUCCACAUAAUAAAACAUCUGUUUCUAGAGGA
This is a messenger RNA of Chrysemys picta bellii (western painted turtle), 3338 nucleotides long. RefSeq names its product dehydrogenase/reductase 3 (gene DHRS3). Gene Ontology annotation, cellular component: lipid droplet. Gene Ontology annotation, molecular function: all-trans-retinol dehydrogenase (NAD+) activity. NCBI's taxonomy places the organism in Eukaryota, Metazoa, Chordata, Testudines, Emydidae. The record is from RefSeq and is a predicted model, not a curated record. Gene Ontology annotation, biological process: retinoid metabolic process; regulation of retinoic acid receptor signaling pathway.